UUUUUUUUUUUCCCCGCAUGUAAACCUUGCCACUCUCCUCUUCUUCUUUCAUCGAUCGACUCUACUCGAGGGAAGGGAUUGGGCGAUCAGAUCUCCGCUAUUGGAGAUCCGUUCGCCGUGGAUGACUGAUCGUUUUCGAGCAUCUCUUCUUGGAUUCUCUUGGUUUCUGGCCUUUGAAUCAGGGUCUCGGAGAUGGGUUCUAGGGAUGAGAAACCGGCGAGCAGUGGAUUCUUCUCUGCGAUCAGGAACUGGGGCAGUGCGGUGCAUAAAUCAGUGAAUGGGUUAUUGGGUUAUGAAGGACUUGAAGUAAUCAAUCCUGAAGGAGGCACAGAAGAUGCAGAAGCUGAAGCUCAAAGAGGAAGAUGGAAGCAGGAGGAUCGAGAUAGCUAUUGGAAGAUGAUGCACAAAUAUGUAGGAUCAGAUGUCACUUCACUGGUGACACUUCCAGUUAUUAUUUUUGAACCAAUGACAAUGCUUCAGAAAAUGGCAGAGUUAAUGGAGUACUGUCACCUAUUAGACCUGGCAGAUGAAUGUGAGGAUCCUUAUAUGCGGUUGGUGUAUGCGUCUUCAUGGGCAAUAUCCGUCUACUUUGCCUACCAGCGAACUUGGAAGCCUUUCAAUCCCAUCCUAGGAGAGACUUAUGAAAUGGUCAAUCAUGGUGGUAUUAUGUUCAUUGCAGAGCAGGUCAGUCACCAUCCUCCAAUGAGUGCAGCACACGCUGAGAAUGAACAUUUUAUUUAUGACAUCACUUCUAAAUUGAAAACUAAGUUUUUAGGAAAUUCACUGGAAGUCUAUCCAGUUGGAAGGACAAGGGUGACUCUGAAGAAAGCUGGUGUUGUCCUGGAUUUGGUGCCCCCUCCUACAAAGGUUAAUAAUCUUAUAUUUGGACGUACAUGGGUUGAUUCACCUGGGGAGAUGGUUAUGACAAAUUUGACUACAGGGGAUAAAGUUGUUCUUUAUUUUCAACCUUGUGGCUGGUUUGGGGCUGGCCGAUAUGAAGUGGAUGGAUAUGUAUAUGAUGCAGAAGAAGAACCCAAGAUAUUAAUGACUGGGAAAUGGAAUGAGUCAAUGAGUUGUCAGCCUUGUGAUCUUGAAGGGGAGCCCUUGCCAGGCACUGAAUUGAAAGAGGUCUGGAGAGUUGCUGCGACACCAGAGAAUGAUAAAUAUCAGUACACAUAUUUUGCUCACAAAAUAAACAGCUUUGACACAGCACCUGAAAAAUUAUUGGCAUCAGACUCCCGGUUGCGGCCUGAUAGAUACGCUCUUGAGAAAGGUGACAUGUCUAAAGCUGGUGCAGAGAAGAGCAGUCUGGAGGAGCGGCAGAGAGCAGAAAGAUGUCGAGAGGCCAAGGGGCACCAAUUUACUCCAAGAUGGUUCAACAUGACUGGUGAAAUCACUCCCACUCCCUGGGGCGAGCUGGAGGUAUACGAGUACAAUGGGAAAUAUACAGAACACAGGCUUAAAAUCAACUGUUCAGAUUCCAUUGAGAAAGUCGGCAUCGCCUCCACCGAGUUCAACCCGUGGCAGUAUGGUAAUCUGUCUGCCGAAUGAGGUACUCGGCUUACACGUAAGCCCUCCUUUCCUCCAAAUGUAUCUGGGCCCGUAGUUUUAAUGUUGUGUGGGGCAGUGUUUUGUCAGUGCUUUCAUGUAUCUGUAGUGUAGUUAAUAACUGUUGGCUUAGGGGGUAGUUUCGAUGGCAUUAUUCCAAAUAUAUGUGUGUUUGUUUUUCCUAGCCUUUGUAGCAGCAAUUCGAGAUGUUUGCCCUGCAAUCCCUUUGUUUUGUCGUCGUUAUAGUUUUCACUCAAAAAAAUCCGUUCACGCCAUGUGAACUUAUGGUGGCCUGGAGGUAGGGGUACUGUAGUUGUGAUAAUUGAAUUCUUACAUCAAUGUUUUUUAUUACUUGAUUUCUUUUUUA
Phoenix dactylifera (date palm) is the source of this 1915-nucleotide messenger RNA. RefSeq names its product OSBP(oxysterol binding protein)-related protein 3C (gene ORP3C). The record is from RefSeq and is a predicted model, not a curated record. Lineage: Eukaryota; Viridiplantae; Streptophyta; Magnoliopsida; Arecales; Arecaceae. Gene Ontology annotation, cellular component: cytosol; membrane. Gene Ontology annotation, molecular function: sterol binding.